Messenger RNA from Colletotrichum spaethianum, 1215 nucleotides. Its product is annotated as serine/threonine-protein kinase KIN4. The record is from RefSeq and is a predicted model, not a curated record. Gene Ontology annotation, molecular function: cyclin-dependent protein serine/threonine kinase activity; ATP binding; RNA polymerase II CTD heptapeptide repeat kinase activity. Gene Ontology annotation, cellular component: transcription factor TFIIH holo complex; transcription factor TFIIK complex; nucleus. Gene Ontology annotation, biological process: protein phosphorylation; positive regulation of transcription by RNA polymerase II. The transcript is spliced from 2 exons. NCBI's taxonomy places the organism in Eukaryota, Fungi, Ascomycota, Sordariomycetes, Glomerellales, Glomerellaceae. Bases 1 to 1215 code for a protein of 404 amino acids.
AUGUCGGCGUCACCCCUUGUUGUGCGAGCGACCGACGCGCUCAAACCGGCCGGCUCUCCUUUCCGCAAUGUCUCCUCCGCCCAGGUCUCUUCGGGCAACGGCACCCCGCAGCCGGACAAGAAGGCAGCGCCUGUAUUGACCACGGCCCCGACCCUGGACCUCGCCGAGCAGAUGAACGAAGAGGAGAAGAAGAAAUACGUCAAGGGCAAGAAACUCGGAGAGGGUACCUACGCCAUCGUCUUCCUCGGCCACCUACGCUCAAACACGUCGUCCCUCGUCGCCAUCAAGAAGAUCAAGGUCCAGAAGGAAUACCAAGAGGGUAUGGCUCCGGACGCCGUACGCGAGCUCAAGCACCUUCAGGAGCUCCAGCACCCCAACAUCAUCUCCCUGCUCUCCGUCUUCUCCUCAAAGGACCAGAACCUCAACCUCGUCCUCGAGUACCUGCCCCUCGGCGACCUCGAGAUGCUCAUCAAGGACACGGCCAGCGUCCGCUAUGGCGCCGCCGACAUCAAGGCCUGGAUGGGAAUGCUCACGCGCGCCGUCUGGUUCUGUCACGAGAACUUUGUCUUGCACCGCGAUAUCAAACCCAACAACUUGCUCAUCGCCGCCGACGGCGAGGUGAAGCUAGCCGAUUUCGGUCUCGCUAGGAGCUUUGCCGAUCCGUACCAGGUUAUGACAAACCAGGUCAUCACUCGGUGGUACCGCCCACCCGAACUUCUCUUCGGCGCCAAGCACUACAGCGGUGCCGUCGAUGUCUGGAGUGUCGGAUGCGUCUUCGCCGAGCUUAUCAUCCGCGCUCCAUACAUGCCUUCGGAGACGGAGGUUCAACAGAUCUCCCUCAUAUGCCGCGCCAUCGGCACACCGACGGAGGACAACUGGCCUGGCGUGACGAAGCUGCCUGCCUACACGGUGCCGGACGACGCCGAGCCUGUCAAGGGCAGGGACUUUUACCAAGCCAUGUUCGGCACGGUCGGUCCCGAGGGUGUUGACCUGCUCAUGAAGACAUUCAUCCUCGACCCCAAGAAGCGCAUCACGGCACGGGAUAUGCUGAAGCACAACUGGUGGCGCACCGAGCCCAAGCCCACGCGCAAGGAAGACCUCCCCAAAAAGGGCGGUGGAGAAGAGAAGAUGGGUGCAGAUCUCAAGCGCCGGCCCGGUGUCGUCGACGAGGACAGAGGUGCCAAGGUUGCGCGCAAGCUGGACUUUGGUCAAUGA